GUCUCCCAUGUAGGGCGCCCUGGACCCCCUGGAGAUGAUGGCAUUUCUGGCUUGCCUGGAAUACCUGGAGAACGGGGAUCAAUGGGAGAGGAUGGACUACCUGGUUUACCCGGCAUAAAGGGAGCAAAAGGAGAACCCAACCUACUUGUCCGGGGGCCGAAGGGCUUUGCUGGAGAGCCUGGCCUGCCUGGACUUAUAGGCCGCCGCGGAGCUAAGGGGAUUGACGGAAUGCCUGGCUUACCUGGUCUUCCUGGAAUGAAAGGUGUUAGUGGUCUUCCUGGAGAAUCUGGACUACCUGGACUUGAUGGUGUGGAAGGCUUGCCAGGGCUAGAUGGAGACCCAGGAUUUUCUGGACUUCCGGGAAGGCAAGGUUUACCAGGGGAAGAUGGUCCACGAGGACUUCCAGGACAAAAGGGCCUGAUUGGAGAAAUUGGGUAUCCCGGUCUCAAAGGGACUACGGGUCGGAAGGGUAUAAAGGGUGCGACAGGACCAAGAACGCCUUUCAACAAUUUCGAGCUUCUUAAAGGCAGCCCUGGUGACACAUUUUUUCCAGGACUUCGUGGAUUACCUGGUGAUCCUGGACUACCAGGUAUUGAUGGCUUCCCAGGCCUGCCUGGACGCAAAGGAGAAGCCGGUGAGCCCGGUUUCUAUGGCCUUGUAGGAGAGUCGGGUAGGCCGGGACUUGCCGGCGGACGAGGGAGAAGCGGCACACCUGGUUUUCCUGGGGAACCUGGUCGAGUGGGAGUACCAGGUGUUCCUGGUGCACCUGGCACUGGGCCCGGCAUAUUCUUUACAAGACACAGUCAGACUACUUCACCACCCGACUGCCCCAUCGGCACCACCAAGAUGUGGGACGGGUACUCCCUCCUGUACGUCGUUGGCAACGGACGCGCUCACGGUCAAGAUCUGGGUGAUGCGGGUAGCUGUUUGCGCCGCUUCCAUACGAUGCCGUUUAUGUUCUGCAACAUCAACAACGUGUGCAAUUUCGCUUCGCGCUCCGAUUACAGUUACUGGCUGUCCACGCCAGAGCCAAUGACUGCCAUGAUGGACCCGGUUUCCGGUGACAGGAUUCGCCCGUACAUCAGCCGUUGUGCUGUCUGUGAUACACCCUCACCGAUCAUCGCAGUCCACAGCCAGACGAUGGUGAUUCCAGACUGCCCAGAGGGAUGGAGUGGUGUGUGGAUAGGCUGGAGCUUCGUGCUGAGCACCGGCUCUGGCACCAGCGGCACAGGACAAGGUCUGCAAUCCCCAGGCUCCUGUCUGGAAGACUUCAGAACAUCCCCGUUCAUUGAGUGUCACGGGCGAGGCACAUGCAACUACUAUGCCACGUCGGCAAGCUUCUGGAUGACAACCAUCGAAAGAGCCGACCAGUUCAGACGACCUUUGUCAGAAACUCUCAAAGCUGGCGAUCUGAGGAGACGUAUCAGCAGGUGUCAGGUGUGCAUCAAAGACUUCGGAACAGGCCCAGCGUUCUUUAGGAUGGUGAAGUGAGCGCCAGCCGCCAUGUCAGGGUCAACAUCACAGAGUCCGCGCGGGCAAGAGGGAUAAUCCGUGAUGCAGCAGUUAUUAUCUACACGAAGAGCGCUUCAAAUUUCCACCGCCACUUGUCAGUAACACUAAUUCUACACAUGAGAAGCAGCAAUAACUUCUUUCAGGGUCUCGGGAGGGGCGGUAAGUUGUGGGAAGGGGGAGGGAAUCGUGUGUAUAUAUGUAUAGGAGAUUACUGCUUGUUUCUAUACCGCGGAAGUAUGUAUUUGUUUAGUAUGAGACGUAUGAUGCAUCCUUAAAUUAGCUGCCAUGUUCAAGUCCAUACAGUUAACCCUGGAUGUUUUUUUUUGUUUUGACUGUCUAUUUUUGGCUUACUGCGUUAUUUCAAGUGGUGCUACGUGUUUCUUUUACUUAAUGGGUUAUUAUUAUUACUAUUAAUACUAUUUUUUGUACCUGAUUCCGUGUUUUAGGCAUCAUUCAAAAUUUUUGUGCUCACGGACCUUGUGUAUCAUGAUGAAUAUACCAAGAAUACAGUUGAUUUUCAACGUGCA
Messenger RNA from Pomacea canaliculata, 2039 nucleotides. Its product is annotated as collagen alpha-5(IV) chain-like. The record is from RefSeq and is a predicted model, not a curated record. Gene Ontology annotation, cellular component: collagen trimer. Lineage: Eukaryota; Metazoa; Mollusca; Gastropoda; Architaenioglossa; Ampullariidae. Gene Ontology annotation, molecular function: extracellular matrix structural constituent. The coding region runs from base 82 to 1491 and encodes 469 amino acids. The transcript has 10 exons.